CGACCAUCAUGGCAUACGACUACUACCGAAACUCACUUCCUGGCUGGGGGACAUCUCAAUUUCAACUUGGAGCGCCUCCAAUGCCCGGAUUUCAGCCACAACCAACAUGGACGGGUUUGGAUUUCUACAAUGCCCAUGCAUAUAACCCCGACCCAUCAUUUUACCAUUCGGUCAUGGGACGGCUCGGCUCUUCCUCCGGGUUUGCCCUGGAUCACCGCACCGCCCGCUAUUGGCAUAAUAUGAUCUAUAGAGGACUUACGCCCCUGACACAAGUAUUGCCCGCUGACAUCGGAGGGGCAGCCGCGUACGAGGUCUACCGAACGUGGAAAUACAACUCUUCGCUCUACGCUCCGCUCAGUGCGGAUCGCAUGACCCAGAGAGAGGGGCUCAUUGCUAUGGCGAUAGCGGAAGCUACUCGACUAUGGCCAUAUACUGGCCGCGCAAUGGACGCGUAUGGGCAGCGCGCCGCAUGUGAAGCAGCAGCAGCCACGGCUGCACACCUUGCUGACAGGUUCCUCACGUAUGCGGGCACCGGCGGUGUCUCCGCAUUUCCGCCCAGCCCUAUGGUCUCGCCUUAUAACGCAGGAGGAAACCUUCCAGGGUACGGUGGUUCCGCAUACGGCGGCGGCGUCCCUUACGCCGGCAGCUCUGCCUCGUACGGUGGCUACUCACCUGGUGCGAUCUCGGCUCCUCCUGGGUCGACCGUCGUCGUGAGCCGUCCACGCCAUCGCUCUCACUCCCGCCAUCGCUCCCAUUCCCGCCAUCGACACUCUCAUUCAGAUGAUGGUCACCAUCACCACCAUCACCAUCGGGGGCGAAGCGUUGACGUUAUACAGACUGGAGGAGCUGGCGGAGCCAACUACCUCCCGUACAACAGCGGAUACGCUGGGGCGUCUGCCUACGGAGGUAUGGGCGGGUAUGGAGGCUCUUACGGAUCUGGAUAUGGAGGAGGUUAUGGGUACGGCGGGUAUCGUCGCUAUCCAUCAGAAUCUGGCUGCGUGAUCUGUUGAGUUUGGUGUAGGUGCCAGAUGUAUCCGAGAGCCAUGACCUUAAUGAUCUCUUAAUAACUUAUACUACUUGUAAGCUUGCUCAUGAAUGAUUGUAACACUAAUGCGUCG
Dichomitus squalens LYAD-421 SS1 is the source of this 1118-nucleotide messenger RNA. RefSeq lists its product as uncharacterized. The transcript has 7 exons. The record is from RefSeq and is a predicted model, not a curated record. Bases 9 to 1010 code for a protein of 333 amino acids. NCBI's taxonomy places the organism in Eukaryota, Fungi, Basidiomycota, Agaricomycetes, Polyporales, Polyporaceae.